AGGGGGCAAUAGAGGAAUCAUAGGUGAUUAAAAAGUACACAAAUACAAGCAUAUACGUUCCUCUUCUAAUAUCUACAGAUUACAAAGACUUUUGCCUUUGGAUUUGGCCCUUUGCUUCUUUGAUUAUUUCCAUUUCCCUUGUUUACGCAAUCAGCAGCAGCUCCGCCACCCUUCCAUAAAAAUGGAGCCUUUUUUCCACUAAAAAAUUAGCAUAAAUUCAGAAAAAAAAGGGGGUGGUAGAUGCAUGACUCAUGAGAGCCACUACCAACUUCUCAUAAACAAAACACUCCUCUUUUCUUUCUCCCUUCACUCUUCUCUUCAAGCACCAUCUUCCUUUCGUCCCUUCACAACAACACAGUUUAUAUAUAUCCAUAUAUUCUUUUCACCAGAUUUUAGUGUCAACUUUACAAAACCUGUCUUUUUCUCUCGGUUUCUACGCUGACUCCAUCAUCACCUUGUUUAUUCUUUUAUUUUUUUUCUCUGUCUCAGACAUAGGGAUAAAUGCAAAGGGAUGCCAAUUAAACCAUUGUUUUCUGGUUAAAGCAUUUCCCGACAUGGUGAGCUUACGCAGACGCAAGCUCCUGGGACUCUGCUCUGGGAGGAGUUCCUUUUUUACUCCAUUUCCUAGAGCUUUUGAUAAUGGAAAUAUACCUGAAAAUUCUAGUCAUAAUGCGAAAUCAGUCAGUCUGCAUCCCUUGCCCUCAGAUUUCAUCAAUCACGUGCAUGGGAAAAGCAUUGCUAAGGUCGACUUUGCAUCACCAAAUGUUUCUGGCUCUGGUUCAUCAAAAGAGCAUCAUAGUCAACCUUUUCCAGGGCAACCAAUCAAACACAGAAAGCGACACAGGAGGAAGCAUCUUCAAAACCAAGAACAAUGUCUGAUGAGGGGUGUAUACUUCAAAAAUAUGAAAUGGCAGGCAGCAAUAAAAGUUGACAAGAAACAGAUUCACUUAGGAACAGUGGGUUCGCAAGAAGAAGCUGCCCGUUUAUAUGACAGAGCUGCAUUCAUGUGUGGAAGGGAGCCGAACAUUGACCUUCCCGAGGAGGAAAAGCAAGAGCUUAGGAAAUUCAAGUGGGACGAGUUUUUGGCAUAUACUCGACGUUCAAUUACCAAUAAAAAAUACAAGCGAAGGCUCGAGGUUGAAGCACAGAAGAGGCCUGUGUCCGCAACAGCGAACGAUGAGUGGGACACCAAACAAGUUGUCAAGAAUAGCUUCUCAGCUUCAGAAGAUAUGGGACCAGACUCUUCAGCCUCAUGAAAAACAAAGGUGUUUAGAGUGAGGCUGAAUAAUCUGGUUCGAAUAAUUAAAUUCUAGUUGUGGGGUCUCCAUUUUUUGUGUGUACGAAGGGCCCCUACUGGAGCCAGCCAAGUAAUGAUAUUUUGAUCUCGUUAUCUUCUGGUAAUAAUAUAUAAUCUACAGUGUUUUAA
Messenger RNA from Gossypium arboreum, 1426 nucleotides. RefSeq names its product ethylene-responsive transcription factor-like protein At4g13040. The record is from RefSeq and is a predicted model, not a curated record. Gene Ontology annotation, biological process: regulation of DNA-templated transcription. NCBI's taxonomy places the organism in Eukaryota, Viridiplantae, Streptophyta, Magnoliopsida, Malvales, Malvaceae. Gene Ontology annotation, molecular function: DNA binding; DNA-binding transcription factor activity. The transcript is spliced from 7 exons. The coding region runs from base 555 to 1256 and encodes 233 amino acids.